This is a messenger RNA of Triticum urartu, 953 nucleotides long. The record is from RefSeq and is a predicted model, not a curated record. NCBI's taxonomy places the organism in Eukaryota, Viridiplantae, Streptophyta, Magnoliopsida, Poales, Poaceae.
CCUCUCCCAUUCCCCAGAUCCAAUCGAGGCAUCCCGCCGCCCCCGCCUUCCUCUCCCUCCUGCGAUUCCAACCGCCGCCACCCCACCCCCACCCACCACCGCCGACCUCGUCUCCGCCAUGCAUCCUCUCCCCUCGACUUCCUCCGCGGCUCCAAGGCUCGGCGCUCGGCGAGGGGGAAGCGGUGAGGCCGAGGUGGAGGACGGGGAUGGGGUGCAUGUUCGACUGCUUCCGUGCGGCCGGCGACUCGCCGCGCACCGAGCGCGCCCGCGCGUAGCUCCUGUCGGAUCUAGGCUCGGCGGAGCGGAGAUGAAGAUCACGGCGUUCGUCGUGCUGAAGCCGUCGGCCGGAGGCGCCGGGGGCUCCUCCUCCAGCGGCGGGCAGGGCUCCAAGACGCUCGUGCUGGCCAACGCCACGGACGUCAGCCACUUCGGCUUCUUCCGGCACGCGAGUUCAUCGUCUUCGUCGCCCGCACCGUCGCCCAGCGCACCUAGCCUGGCCAGCGCCAAUCCGUCCAGCAUGAAGGUAACCACCCAUCUCAGAUAUGCUUGCCGCUACCUGGUAUAGUUUACUUUGUGAUACUAGAGCAAGGGCGACAUGGGCGAUUAUGGCGAUCUCUGCAAAGUAGCUUGUAGCCCUAUCUGGUAGUUCAUGUGAUGCGUCGUAGGAUUCGCAGUUGCAAAGUGAUCUUAUUGCUGAAGUAGCGCUGUAGGCUUGUGCUUCUGUCCAUAAUGAUUCCCUCUGUUCGAGGGUGUCCCGGCUGCAGAGGUGGUAAGUGGGGUGCCUCCCUCUGUUCACAGUUCACAUAGUACUACUUUUGGUUGCAUUCAGAUGGUUUAUUUGUUCGAUUAACUUCAGUAUUUCAGGUUUUAAGUGUCCUAUGUGUCUGUCUCCAAAUGAUUUUGUUGCAUAUACCAUGUUCACAUAGUUCUAUUAUCUGAACUUUUUGGAAGAA